This is a messenger RNA of Rasamsonia emersonii CBS 393.64, 1194 nucleotides long. Its product is annotated as Rhomboid family protein. Gene Ontology annotation, cellular component: membrane; Golgi apparatus. The record is from RefSeq and is a predicted model, not a curated record. Lineage: Eukaryota; Fungi; Ascomycota; Eurotiomycetes; Eurotiales; Trichocomaceae. Bases 1 to 1194 code for a protein of 397 amino acids. The transcript has a single exon. Gene Ontology annotation, biological process: retrograde vesicle-mediated transport, Golgi to endoplasmic reticulum.
AUGCCUGUUCGAAUCAAUCUGCCUCCUGCCACGCGCAUCCUCCUGAUCAGUCUUCUGGCCCUUUCUUUUCUGUAUAACGUCGCAAGAUGGCGACAACUUGACCUCUCCACGGGAGGUGCUUCGACGACAACGAGUCCCAUCGUGCCCUAUCUGACCCUGGUACCUUCGCGAUUUUUCUAUUAUCCUUGGACUCUCCUCACGGCGACUUUUGUCGAGCAGAACAUCUUCACCGUCCUCCUCAACGCAGCCACCCUCUUCUACGGCGGGAAAUACUUGGAACGGGCAUGGGGGUCACGCGAGUUUGGCAAAUUCAUUCUGGUCGUGUCGCUCAUCCCAAAUGCCUUGACAGUGCCAAUCUACCUUUUGUGGGCUGCUGUGACGGGUAGCCAACUUCGGGGGUACGCCUUUUUGUUUUCCCAUGGCAACUGCACUACUUCUUGCGCAAUGCCCACUGAUGAUUCUACGAGUUUAAGUCUGACGCAAAUAUGCGGCGGUGUUUCGCUCCAAGCAUCCUUCCUCGUCGCGUUCAAGCAGCUGGUCCCCGAACACACUGUUACCAUUCUCAAGGGUCUCGUGAAGGUGCGCGUGAAGCACUUUCCGGCGCUCUUCCUCCUGCUCAACACGAUCAGCGGUGUUGUUUUCGGAACCGACACCGCGGCUAUUCUCGCCUGGCUCGGCCUAUUGACGAGUUGGUCGUAUCUCCGUUUCCACAAACGUCAACCAGAUUUCACAGGCACUUCUACCAACGGUCUUGGCAUCAAAGGCGAUGCCAGUGAGACAUUCACGUUUGCAAGCUUCUUCCCUGAUGCGAUCCAGCCUCCCAUUGCCUUUGUUGCGGAUAAGAUCUAUGCGGCGCUCGUGGCGAUGAGAAUAUGUACACCCUUCUCGGCUGAGGAUAUUGCCUCAAGCAACGAGCACGCUCUGGCCCGUGGUCAAGCAGGUCUUCCAAGCCUUCUGAACAAUGGCCGGGGUGGUGGAGGUUAUAGAGGGAUGGGAAAGCGCGAGGAGGCAGAACGACGACGGGCACUGGCCCUUAAGGCCCUCGACCAAAGGCUGCAAGCUGCGGCCGCCAACAAGACACAACCGUCUGGGUCGAGCCAGGCGACCGGAGGACCAUCCCCGGCCACGGCGCCCACGGUGUCGACCGGGCAGAAUAUGUUAGGAGAAACUAAUUACACUCCAGACAAUGCCUGA